Fraxinus pennsylvanica is the source of this 2505-nucleotide messenger RNA. Lineage: Eukaryota; Viridiplantae; Streptophyta; Magnoliopsida; Lamiales; Oleaceae. The record is from the annotation of a GenBank genome assembly.
AUGUCUCAGCCCACCACUUCGUCCAAUUCCAGUAAGCGCUCCUCCCCUUAUUCCUCCUCCUCCACCACCACCACCACGGGCGACGGCGGAGCCCCAAUUUCACCGGCAAUGAAGAAGGCCAAGUCGCAGGCGCUAGCUUAUUCGCUCGACAACAAGAAUGGCCAACAGAGUGUACCUCAUGUUCACUUCGAUCCUUCCGCUAAUUCUUCAAUGAUUGAUGACGAUUCAAAUGAUGCCGUUUUGGAUGCGUCUGCUUCGUCUAAUUCUUUUGGCAGAGGAGUUGGUGGUGGUGGUGGAGUCACCGCGAAUUUGGCGAGGAAAAAAGCAACGCCUCCUCAACCUGCGAAAAAGCUCGUCAUUAAGCUCGUUAAAGCCAAGCCGAUGCUGCCAACUGAUUUUGAAGAAAAUACGUGGGCAACACUUAAGUCAGCUAUCAGUGCCAUAUUCUUAAAACAGCCAGAUCCAUGCGACUUGGAGAAGCUCUAUCAGGCGGUCAAUGACCUCUGCCUGCACAAAAUGGGUGGUAGUCUCUAUCGUCGGAUUGAAAAGGAGUGUGAAUCAUACAUAUCUGCUGCACUGCAAUCUUUGGUUGGCCAAAGUCAAGAUCUUGUGGUUUUUUUAUCACUUGUUCAGAAGUGGUGGCACGACUUUUGUGAUCAGAUGUUGAUGAUUCGUGGUAUAGCAUUAUAUCUUGAUCGAACAUACGUGAAACAAACCCCGAAUGUGCAGUCAUUGUGGGACAUGGGUUUGCAGCUUUUCCGCAAACAUCUUUCUUUAGCUUCGGAAGUGGAGCACAAAACUGUAUUUGGUCUUCUGAAAAUGAUUGAGAGUGAGAGAUUAGGUGAAGCAGUUGAUAGAACUCUUCUUAACCAUCUUUUGAAGAUGUUCACUGCAUUGGGAAUAUACCCAGAAAGCUUUGAGAAGCCUUUCCUUGAAAGUACAUCUGAAUUUUAUGCUGCUGAAGGUGUAAAAUACAUACAACAGUCAGAUGUUCCGGAUUACUUGAAACACGUGGAGAUAAGGUUGCAAGAAGAACAUGAUAGAUGCUUACACUAUUUGGAUGCUAGUACAAAAAACCCAUUAAUAGCAACUGCAGAAAAGCAACUUCUUGAACGUCAUAAAUCUGCAAUUCUUGAUAAGGGUUUCGUCAUGUUGAUGGAUGGAAAUCGUAUAGAGGAUCUCCAGAGAAUGUAUACGCUUUACUCCAGGAUCAAUGCCCUAGAAUCUUUUAGGCAGGCCCUUAGUCAGUACAUCCGAAGAACUGGGCAGGGCAUGGUCAUGGAUGAAGAAAAAGACAAAGAUAUGGUAUCUAGUUUACUGGAAUUUAAAGCAUCUCUUGAUAGGAUAUGGGAAGAAGGCUUUUUCAAGAACGAGGCAUUUAGCAAUACCAUCAAGGAUGCAUUUGAGCAUCUUAUUAAUCUUCGUCAGAACCGACCUGCUGAGCUAAUUGCAAAGUUUGUGGAUGAGAAGCUUCGUGCUGGAAACAAGGGCAUUUCAGAGGAGGAACUUGAGGGUAUACUUGAUAAAGUCUUGGUUUUGUUCAGGUUUAUACAGGGUAAGGAUGUAUUUGAAGCGUUCUAUAAGAAAGAUCUUGCAAAAAGGCUUCUGUUGGGGAAAAGCGCCUCUAUUGAUGCAGAGAAGUCCAUGAUUACUAAGUUGAAAACUGAGUGUGGCAGCCAGUUUACAAAUAAACUUGAAGGAAUGUUCAAGGACAUUGAAUUGUCAAAAGAGAUCAAUGAAUCAUUCAAGCAAUCAUCCCAAGCUCGGACAAAACUACCAUCAGGAAUCGAGAUGAGUGUCCAUGUCUUAACGACAGGAUACUGGCCAACAUAUCCACCCAUGGAUGUUCGGCUGCCACACGAACUCAAUGUAUAUCAGGAUAUUUUCAAGGAGUUUUACUUGAGCAAGCACAGUGGAAGGCGAUUAAUGUGGCACAAUUCAUUGGGUUAUUGUGUGCUGAAAGCAGAAUUUCUGAAAGGUAAAAAGGAGCUGGCUGUUUCUCUAUUUCAGACGGUUGUGUUGAUGCUAUUUAACGAUACACGAAACCUUAGCUUUCAAGAUAUUAAGGAAUCUACUGGCAUUGAGGAUAAAGAGCUGAGGAGGACUUUGCAAUCACUUGCAUGUGGAAAAGUCCGUGUUCUUCAGAAAAUUCCCAAGGGGAGAGAUGUGGAUGAUGAUGACUCCUUUGUGUUCAAUGAUCAAUUUACUGCUCCUCUCUAUCGUAUAAAGGUAAACGCCAUUCAGAUGAAGGAAACAAUUGAGGAGAAUGCUAGCACUACUGAGAGGGUGUUCCAAGACCGGCAAUACCAGGUUGAUGCUGCUAUUGUUCGGAUUAUGAAGACGAGGAAAGUGUUGAGCCACACACUCUUGAUAACUGAACUUUUUCAGCAGCUCAAGUUCCCCAUAAAACCGGCUGACUUGAAGAAAAGGAUCGAGAGCCUGAUAGACAGGGAGUACCUGGAGCGUGACAAGAAUAACCCUCAAAUAUACAACUACCUUGCUUGA